This is a messenger RNA of Sorghum bicolor (sorghum), 2065 nucleotides long. Its product is annotated as interferon-related developmental regulator 2. The coding region runs from base 360 to 1688 and encodes 442 amino acids. The transcript has 13 exons. NCBI's taxonomy places the organism in Eukaryota, Viridiplantae, Streptophyta, Magnoliopsida, Poales, Poaceae. The record is from RefSeq and is a predicted model, not a curated record.
GGGACGGACGACUCCCUCGUCGACAAGGAAAGGAAAACGAGGGGGAAAGAGAAAGACAAACAAGCCAGAAAAGUCUCCUCUCCCCUGCUCCGUUCGUCCGCCCCUCACCGUCGUCGCCCAAUCUCACAUGGCUCGGCGUCUCCACGGCCAAUCCGAUUCCAACCUCACCGACGGCGCGCGCCUCCGUUUCUCCACCUCCAACUCCAGCUCCAGCUCUUCCUCCCGGUUCCUCCUCGCCGCCCCCGCCGACGACGCCUCCCUCUGUCGGAUCCACCGCUGACCGGGCCGCUCCGUCUGCGCCGGCCUGAUCACCGGCUGGUUCUUGGCCUCUUCGCUUCCUGCGCCGCCUAGACGUCGCCAUGGGCAAGAGUAAGAGGAACAAGGGCGGUCGAAGUGGCGGUGGUGCCGAUGACCAGCUUGACGGUGGCAGCGAUGCCGAUAGCGUGACCUCUAUGUCGACUGCGCUGUCUGACCUUCAGCUCGCGCAGGCCACCGAGCAUGUUAGCUCGCAGGAAUUCGUUCUUGACAACUACAUUGACGCUCUCUACGAGAAGAGGGGAUCCACAAGAGAGAAAGCACUGGGCGCUCUUAUCGAUGCUUUUGAAAGUUUUGUGCUUCUUGGUUUAGUGGAAAACAAAUAUGUCACCCUAUUGAGCCAGUUCACCAAUUCAAUUAAAAAAGGAUCUACAAAGGAGGUGUGUCUGGCUUGUCGCUGCAUUGGCUUACUGUCAAUUACACUAGGUGCGGGAAGUAGUUCGCACGAAAUAAUGGAUGAGUCACAUCAACAGCUUUUGAGAGUUCUCCAAACUUGGCCUGAUGCACCAAAAAUGAUCUCUGCACUUGAUUGCUUAGCAGUUGUCACAUUUGUUGGUGCAACUGAUCUUUCUGAAACCCAGCUAUCUCUGAAAGCCAUCUGGGAUGUGAUCCAUCCAAAAUCAGGAUCAAAUGUUGGCAUUGUCAGAAAACCGAAGCCUCCUUUGUUAGCAGCCGCCGUAUCUGCAUGGGCAUUUCUUUUAACAACUGUUGGUUCAUCUAGAAGAAAUACUGAUUCUUGGAAAGAGCCAAUUACAUUUCUCUGUAGCCUUCUUGAAGCAGAGGAUCGUGCUGUGCGGAUUGCUGCUGGUGAAGCAUUAGCUCUGUGUUUUGAGCUAAAACUGCUGGAUGUUUCCUCUAGUUAUGAAGCUGAUGUUGACAUUGACACUAGAGAGACCAGUGGUUCUAAACAUCAACUUUUCUUGAAUAUGCAAGCAUUGAAGGCCAAAAUAUCUGGUCUAGUCUAUAGUCUCUCCAUGGAGGCUGGGGGCAGAGGUGCUGACAAGAAAAAUCUUAAUGAUCAGAGAGACUUGUUCCAACGAAUCUCAGAUUUUAUUAAGAGUGGUGAGUGCCCUGAAGAAUCACUUAGGAUUUCAGGCAAGAAUGGCAUUUUAAGAGUUACAACAUGGCGUGAAUCAAUACAGUUGAACUAUAUGAGGCGGUUUCUUGGGCGAGGAUUCCUGAAGCAUUCACAGGAUAAUGAUUUGCUGCAUGAGAUCUUUGACAUCAAAAUUGAUCGUACUGAAAACAUGUCAACCACUAAAAAGAAAAUGUUUAGAUCCGAAGAAGAGAAAGGAAGAGCUCUGAAGUUGAAUAAAGAGCGUCGUCUAGCUCAGGAGAGGAAACAGAAUAUCUUGAACGAGCAAUAUGGAUAGAACCUACCCAGAAUACCAGAGUUUUUGUAUAGUCGAACUGUUACCAGAUAGCGAGUGCUGUGUAUAUGACGGUAUCGAUGCAAUGUCACAAUGGUGAGGUGUAUUGCCCGGUAUUGAUGGGUAAGUAGAAUACAGUUUCAUACCGAGGAACAUGUACAGCGUCAUGUUUGAAAUUGCUUGCUCCAAACAUUGAGUAUUAUAGAAAGGAUCAUGUCCGUUGUGCUGUAUAGAAUUUUCUCUGCUUGUGCAAAGGAGAUCUUGAGUUUAGUUAAUCACAAUUGUACAGAUCCAUCCGGCUUGUGGAUGUUCGUAUAGCGUGGAAUAUGUUGUUUGUCAAAGAGUUGUUGUUUAUGAACAAUAGAGCCAUUUUUUAUGAA